AUGGCAAACGCGACUAACAUUACGUCUGUGACUGGCGUAACGUCUCGGUUCUACCACAUCACCAUGUGGGCUAUGAUCGUUGCAGGUAUUCUUGCGAACGUCGUUGUGAUUGUGUGGCGCUGUAGGAAGAAGGAAUCGCGACUAAACCUUCUGUCUGGUCUUAUCAUCAGCCUUGCUGUCGCCGAUCUCUGUAUGUGCUUUCAUUUCCUGCUGCAGGAAGUAAUGUUGUCCUAUCCGGUGUUUGCACAAGUGAGGCAGGACACACCAAUCAAUACCACAAGAGCAGACGAGAUACUCUGUCUAAGUAUUACAUUCCUGGCUUACUUUUGUUCAAGCGCCAUUAUGCUUCUAUGUACCGGAAUCGCCCUCCGCAUUUUCUGCCAAUUCCGGCGCCAACCUCGCAGAUGUUCCCGAUUCUUUACUGGAUACCUGGUCUUCACUUGGGUAUUUUCGGCGACGUAUGCUGCUAUAGUGACUUGGCAAUACAAACAGCACAACAGGUUACCACAACCAAUACAAAAUGUGAACGAGUUUUCGCUCAUUGUCAUAUUUGGCUGCGUCAAUUCUAUCGAUGACUCUGAGUUAUACAAAUAUCUCAUACCUAUGGUUGGAAUAAACGCAGCGUUGUCUCUACUCGUUGCUGUUCUCUACAUCUAUUUGUGCUCACAUUUGAGAAAGCACAAGGUCAUCUUUCCUAACAGUUCAGAAAAUAACGAAAUCGACCGAUUACGUAUUCGACUCAUCAUCAUUUCAGUACUCAAUUUGGUUUGCACGUGGCUGCCUGGAUUUGCAAUUGGUUUAUACACAGUGGCUAACAUGAAGACUGUUUAUAAUGGAAGUGUCUCACCCAUUUCUUCGGAACCCUUUUUCAUAUUGACUGCUGCGAUAACUGUUGCUAAUCCUCUGAUCUAUACAAUUGCCUCAGUAACUUGCUGUAGUAGACUGAGACACUGCUGCUGCAACCACUUACUAUGUCGCCGCCGUGUAAUGCUCGUGCGCGUGAAAGGACACGCUGCAGUCUACAAGGCCGAUUAUACGUUAUGCAAUGCGUGCUGCUUAAAACGAUCAUCCGUCAAGCAAGUGUUGGAAGACACGGAAAUACUGUUCACACCGUACAACGAAGCAACAUCAAAUGACACCGAAGAGUCUCGUUUAUUCACAGACUAAAAAGCACACGUCGAUCAGUAUUUCGGUUUGUGACAAGUUUUGCUCUGGCAAAUUUCAUAUUGGCUCUAGUGUUUAAACGUACAAAAUGUCUUGACGAGUAAGCCUUACCGGUUCGAAUUAACUUAAGUGUCACUUACGGAAUAUAUGCAUGCAUGUGAGUGUAUAAUUUUAGAUAGUUGUGAGUAGAGUGUAACCAUUAGUACUGUUUGACUGUACUUCGAUUUUCAAAGAUUGUGCCGAUAACUUGUAACUCUGAAAUUCCAGUUACGUGUACCGAUUUUGUGAAUACAG
Messenger RNA from Corticium candelabrum, 1458 nucleotides. RefSeq lists its product as uncharacterized. Gene Ontology annotation, biological process: phototransduction; cellular response to light stimulus; G protein-coupled receptor signaling pathway. Gene Ontology annotation, molecular function: G protein-coupled photoreceptor activity. The transcript has a single exon. Bases 1 to 1167 code for a protein of 388 amino acids. Gene Ontology annotation, cellular component: plasma membrane. The record is from RefSeq and is a predicted model, not a curated record. NCBI's taxonomy places the organism in Eukaryota, Metazoa, Porifera, Homoscleromorpha, Homosclerophorida, Plakinidae.